This is a messenger RNA of Pichia membranifaciens NRRL Y-2026, 1038 nucleotides long. RefSeq lists its product as hypothetical. NCBI's taxonomy places the organism in Eukaryota, Fungi, Ascomycota, Pichiomycetes, Pichiales, Pichiaceae. Bases 1 to 1038 code for a protein of 345 amino acids. Gene Ontology annotation, molecular function: antiporter activity; GDP-mannose transmembrane transporter activity. Gene Ontology annotation, cellular component: Golgi apparatus. The record is from RefSeq and is a predicted model, not a curated record. The transcript has a single exon.
AUGUCGCAAGAAAAGCAAGACGUCUCUAUCAACUCCUCUCCAGUGGCCGCUGCGGCUGCACUGGGGCAACAGCCUUCACAGCUGGCCAGAGUGGUCAACUCGGGGCCAGUGUCGAUUCUGUGCUACUGUGCGUCGUCGAUCUUGAUGACGACGACCAACAAGUACGUUGUUUCCGGGCACCACUUCAACCUCAACUUCUUUCUCUUGGCGAUCCAGUCGAUUGUGUGUUUGAUUGCGAUUGCCACCCUGAAGUUCUUUGGCGUGAUCACGUACCGCCAGUUCAACGCGAACGAGGCCAAGAAAUGGUCGCCGAUCGCGUUCUUGUUGGUGCUCAUGAUCUACACCUCGUCGAAGGCCUUAAAGUACCUAGCGAUUCCGAUCUACACCAUCUUCAAGAACUUGACCAUCAUCUUGAUCGCCUACGGCGAGGUCUUGUGGUUCGGCGGCGAGGUGACCCCGAUGGCGCUCGGCUCCUUCGUCCUCAUGGUGCUCUCGUCCAUCAUCGCCACCUACGGCGACACCGACGCCAGCGGCUCGAUGAACUUCAACGUCGGCUACUUCUGGAUGGCCUUGAACUGCUUCUCCUCCGCCUCCUUCGUUCUCUUCAUGAGAAAGAGAAUCAAGUUGACCAACUUCAAGGACUUCGACACCAUGUACUACAACAACUUGUUGUCCAUCCCUAUCUUGUUGGUCUCCUCCCUCUUGUUGGAAGACUGGUCUUCUGCCAACUUGGACUUGAACUUCCCUCCAGCCUCCAGGGUCAGUGUCUGGCUUGCUAUGAUCAUCUCCGGCGCAACCUCCGUCGGGAUCUCCUACUGCUCUGGCUGGUGCAUCAGAGUCACCUCCUCCACCACCUACUCCAUGGUCGGUGCCUUGAACAAAUUGCCGAUCGCAUUGUCCGGCUUGAUCUUCUUCGACGCCCCAAUCAACUUUUUCUCCAUUUCCUCCAUCUUUGUUGGGUUCUCCGCAGGUUUGGUCUACGUCGUGGCCAAGCAAAAGCAAAAGGAGAUGCAAGCAAAGCAAGAGUUGCCAAAGUAA